UCUCUCUCUCUCUGUGUCUUGUUGACUGUCUGUCCGCCUCUCUCUCUCUCUCUUAUUCUUUCAGUAUUCUAUAAUAUCCGUAUAAACGUGCAGUGUACCUGAUAUUCAGUAUCUAUUAUAUACUCCUUAUAUACAAUUACUUAACGCUGAUUUUUUUCGAUAACUAUACUCGAACGUACUUAACAGAUAUAUAAAGGCAGGCUAAGGUAUUUACCGUGUAAUAGACGCAGAUUACUAAUUAAAUAUAAAGAGAGGCGACCUACUGAAUUCGAAGAGCAGAUUAGGCUCCGCCUCCACAGGCCUAAUCGGCGCGACGUUAGUGUCAACAUUUCAUUUGGUCGGGGUAAGCGGUAUAAGUUAUAGUGCUGUAAAUUUUUACAAAACGAAGCGAGUCGACCGUCUAACGAACGCCGGUUAACUCAGACAUUCUCAGUCCGAUCGAAGAAACUUACAAAAGGACUACGAUUGAAGAGAACAUUCCCGCUAUACAAUACCGAACCUCAUCAGUCUCACCACCGCCUCUUCCUCCUCCUCUUCCUCCUCAUUCGCAACAGCAGCAACAACCGCACAGCAAUAUGAACACGAUGAAUCCGGCAGCCGCCAAUCCUUAUGCCAACUAUAUGCCCCAAUUUGCUGCCACUGGUCCAGCCGGAGCUUUUCCUACUCAAUACUGCAAUAGCGCUUCAACGGACUUUUCUCAUUACGCCGCCGAUCCUCGCCAUUCGACUUCUUCUUGGUAUGGAACCAACGCAGCUACCGACCCUAGAUUUGCAAUUUCUCGCCUAAUGGGCGGACCAUCAUCAUGCUCUAUGAGCGGUAUGACUGCCGGAAUGGGGUCGAUGUCGGCGUUUGGUUUGGACGGAAAACCCGGUGCUGCUAUGCAAUUUCCGAUAAGUCAACGGCGGAAGCGGCGAGUUCUUUUCACGCAAGCUCAAGUAUUCGAAUUAGAAAGGCGAUUUAAGCAACAGAAGUAUUUGUCGGCCCCGGAAAGAGAGCAUUUGGCUUCCAUGAUUAACUUGACGCCUACUCAGGUAAAAAUCUGGUUUCAAAAUCACCGUUACAAGAUGAAAAGAGCUCAAAAGGAUAAGGAAAAAAUGGAAUCCACUCCUCGCGAUUCAGCUCAAACGUCUCCUCGUCGUGUUGCUGUGCCUGUCUUGGUCAAGGACGGAAAACCGUGCGGCGGAAAUAGCGGUGGCGGAAGUAGCAGCGAUUGCAGUAGUUCCGAACAAGGAACGCCCAACGGUUCUGGGCACACUCCUCAACUGCCUUCUCAGAAUCAACCGCCACUAAUGGCUCCUGUAGUUCAGCAGGACAGUUCUAUGAACCAUCUCUCCUCACCCUCUUUGUCGAGCUACGGUAAUGCUGGGGUAAUGGCCUCUUCGCCUUAUUUGUUAAGCCAACGAACUGCGCACUGGUGAAGAAACGCUUAUUAUUAUUUUUAUGUUAUGGAUAAUUAUUACCGUUCUUUUGACAUUUUCUCUGUAA
This is a messenger RNA of Dimorphilus gyrociliatus, 1485 nucleotides long. The record is from the annotation of a GenBank genome assembly. NCBI's taxonomy places the organism in Eukaryota, Metazoa, Annelida, Polychaeta, Dinophilidae.